AGCCACACAGGUAGAGGUGAAUCAUCUCCAGUGUCAAAUGUCAAUGCAAUGUCAAGAAGAUCUUCAGGAAAAAAGAAAAACAUGCUCCCAAAGCUGUCAACUCCCAGCUCCAGUGUUUUAUCCACAAUUGCACUUGUUCCCUCCAGAGUUCCCUGUGGGGACCCUGUGGAGGUGUUUUUACUUUUAAAAAAUGAAAGUGCAGCCAAUGUCACUGAAGUGGAAUUCUCCAAAGAUAAUCUGACAGUUAAGGUCCAGCCUAACCAAUGGAGUGACAACAUUGUGAGGAUUAAUGCCCCAGAUUUCCCAUCAGGCAUUGUGAAAGUGAGUGUGUUAAGAAAUGGAGUUACACUGAACAACACAGAGUUAUUGUACUACAGUCGCCUGGAGGAGAUGAGUCGCCUGCUGUCUGAAGUGUCUGACCCCGUCCAAUUCAUGUGUCAGGCUCUUGAUGUUAGCUCUGUGGAGAAGCUGGAUGAGAUGCUGUCUUCCAUGCUGCAGAGGAGAAUGCCCAGCGGAGGAUUUCAAGGACUGGAGAGAGAAAGCACACCUGAAAGAGAAAGCCAUGAUUCAGAGGUACCCACAAUGCUUCACUUCGCAGCCCAGUAUGGUUUGAAGAGUGUAUUGAGUGUGCUACUACAAUGUCCCGGCGCAGAAAGGGCGGUCCGAACAGCCAAUCGCCAUGGACACACACCUAUCGAGAUUGCAAUGCACCAUGGUCACACUCAGUUCCAUGUGUUAUUGAAGGAAACACGGAUGAUCGACCCAGGAGAGGACAGUGCGAACUCCGGGGUGUAUGAUGAGAUGGGCGCCGCAGGGAGCGCCUCCACUGCCAACCGUCAGAAAGAGCAGCGAGUGAGUGACGCAGAGGAGGGGGAAGAAGAGGACCCCUACACGGAGUUCGGUGUUGGCGAGAUAUACGACACCAUCGAGAAUCCAAAACCAUCUGUGGUGAUCCCAAACCGCCCCCCCGCACCCACCCCGCGCCCCCAAACUACUGAGCAUGAAGGCAGGAUCAGCUCCAUCGCCAAAGUGUUCCUGAAAAAGAAGAACCAAGGCAAAAUUGGGCUGUUACCUGUUUCCACUAAAAAAGCCCAAGGUCACCUGGGCACCCCAUCUUCCGUCUAUGAUUCCAUUGUGGCCGCCCCCACUCCAGGGUCCAAGCAGAGGGCCCGGGCCAGUUCACUCCCCACUGACAACGCCAAGGAUGGCAACAACAGCGGACCGCCAGUUCAGGAGGGCGCCAUCCAACAGCCUGCAGAGAAAGAUAGAUUCACAAAAGAGCAGGCUGAUACAAGGAAACAUAUUGAAGAAAGUGCCAUUUUGAGAAAUAAGAGGUAG
This is a messenger RNA of Boleophthalmus pectinirostris (great blue-spotted mudskipper), 1338 nucleotides long. RefSeq names its product phosphoinositide 3-kinase adapter protein 1-like. Gene Ontology annotation, molecular function: signaling receptor binding. Bases 49 to 1338 code for a protein of 429 amino acids. NCBI's taxonomy places the organism in Eukaryota, Metazoa, Chordata, Actinopteri, Gobiiformes, Gobiidae. The record is from RefSeq and is a predicted model, not a curated record. The transcript has 11 exons.